Molecule: messenger RNA, 3839 nt
Organism: Punica granatum (pomegranate)
Lineage: Eukaryota; Viridiplantae; Streptophyta; Magnoliopsida; Myrtales; Lythraceae
Source: RefSeq, a predicted model, not a curated record
GCUAAAAGUGUUCGCGUCUGCAUGUUUGUCGAAUUUCAGCAAGACCAGAGCACAAGGCAACAGUCGGGUGAAAGGUCAGUCCGCCAUAUGAGCAGUCAGCCAUACUUUUCUCUUCAGAUCCUCAGAGACCAUCAAUGAACGCCUGAACGAAGUAACUGAAGAAGGUUGAGGGUGUCGUUUUCUGCAGUCGAAUGAACCGCAGAACAGCCAUCUAUUUCUUCUUCUGCUUCGUCAUCAUCGCCUUCACCGGUUGUUUAGCAGAAGAACAGAGGCCAUGGAUCAAAGCAGGCUACUGGUAUGCCGGCAGCGAGUCUCCGAUCCCAGACAUAAACUCUGCCCUCUUCACCCACCUUAUUUGUGCCUUCGCCGCCGUAAAUACUUCGACUUUCGAGCUCUCGAUCCCACCCUCUGCCCUCCAAUACUUCUCCACCUUCACCAACAUCACCAAGCUCAAGAACCCCUCAUUGGUUACCCUACUGUCGAUAUGGAAUGGCCUGUCUGCGACUAAUCGCUCCAUGCUUGGCCUGGAGCUGAGCUCCUCCCCCCUGUCCUCAAUGGUCUCUGACCCUUCCCGGCGAAAGUCCUUCAUUGAGUCCUCCAUCAGGACUGCUCGGCUCUACGGGUUUAAAGGUCUGGACUUGUUCUGGGUUUGGCCCCAGACAGCCUCGGACAUGAUCCACAUGGCCUCCCUGUUCGAUGAGUGGAGGGCUGCUGUGGAGUCUGAGCCGAGGGACCCGAACGAGCCGAAACUGAUCCUCACGAUGGGUGUGCACUACUCCCCGACCUGUAAUUCCGUCAACUACCCGGUCGAGAAGUUGCGGAAGAAUUUCGAUUGGGUACAUUUGGUAACUUAUGACUAUCACCUUCCUAUGAAGGAAGGAGUCGCUGGAGCUCCUGCUGCUUUAUACGACCCGAGAAGCGAUCUCAACACUGACUUUGGAAUUAAAGAAUGGAUUCGGAGAGAGUUUCCGGUCAACAAGCUGGUGCUCGGGCUGCCCUUCCAUGGCUACGCGUGGACCCUUGUGGGUCCUGGAAAUGACAGGAUUGGUGCACCGGCCUCAGGCCUUGCGGUCACGCGGGAUGGCUCAAUGAGCUAUAAGUACAUCAAAUGGUACGUUCGCAGCUAUAAGGCUUCUGUGGUGUAUGAUGCCAACUAUGUUACAAACUAUUGCUCGAUCGGGUUGAUCUGGAUCGGUUUUGAUGAUGUUGAGGCGAUCAAAGCUAAGGUUGCUUAUGCAAGGGAGAAGGGGCUGACAGGAUUCAACGUGUUCCAGGUCAUUAACGAUGAUAACUGGGUUCUGUCCCAUGCCGCUCAAGAGGAUGCAUGUCACCAUAGGAAAACACAGAGAUUGUGCCUAAUUGUUCUGCUCCCAAUUGUCUUGAUCGCGAUCCUCCUCGCUUUGGUUGUCUGUUACUUCAGAAGCAGAGGACUUCGGCCUCAGGGCGUCUUUCUCCUCAGGAGAAUGAGUCAGUCGAGUUCAGAAGUUAACGCGUCAACUGCACAAAACUUUGAGGAGGAUACUCCUAACCUGCUAAGGUUUAGCUUUGGAAUCAUCAGAGCAGCCACAGACAACUUCUCUGAUGCAAAUAAGCUUGGAGAGGGCGGUUAUGGCCCCGUCUUCAAGGGAGAAUUGCCAAACGGACAAGUAAUGGCCGUAAAGAGGCUCUCUGAAUCGUCUAUACAAGGCGUUGAGGAGUUCAAGAAUGAAGUAACCCUGACAGCAAGACUGCAACAUGUGAACUUAGUCCGGCUCUUGGGAUUCUGCACGGACAGACAAGAGAAGAUGUUGAUCUACGAGUACUUGCCUAACAAGAACUUGGACUAUUACCUCUUCGAUCCGAUUAGAAGGCGAGUUUUUGAUUGGGGGAAAAGGGUUAAAAUCAUUGAAGGAGUUUGUCAGGGGCUUCUGUAUCUGCAAGAGUACUCGAACUUCACUGUGAUCCAUCGAGAUCUAAAGGGCGGCAACAUCUUGCUAGAUGCUGAAAUGAACCCGAAAAUAUCAGACUUUGGGAUGGCCAAGCUCUUCAGGAAAGGCAAGGUUGAAGCAAACACAGGUCGUAUCGUUGGGACAUAUGGCUUUGUUCCUCCGGAGUAUGUACAACAUGGUCUCUAUUCGAUGAAGUAUGACGUUUAUAGCUUUGGGGUCGUGCUCCUGCAGAUUAUCAGCAGCAAGAGGAUUAGUAAUGAUAAUGGUCCGAAUGAAGAUUGGAAUCUUUCAGAAUACGCAUAUGAGCUGUGGAAAGAAGGCAAGGAAUUCGAGUUCAUCGAUCCAAUUCUUGAUGACUCGGACUCUCUCUUUAAGACCACGAGAUGCUUGCAAGUGGGGUUACUUUGUGUGCAAACAAACCCUGUGGACAGGCCAUCAAUGGUAGAAGUUUGCUCAAUGCUCAAGAGUGAAGCCUCUUCGACGAUUCCUCUUCCUAGAAGACCUGCAUUUUCUGCCAAAAAAGAUGAAUUUUCUGAGAGCAUUACUCCUUCAAACCGUGAUGAAGUUGCAGACCCUUUUGUAAGACAAUCUGAAGAAGCGGAAGGGGAAGGAGCUCUCACCGAAUGCUGGUCUAUGAAUUAUUCAAAUCAAGCAGCUGCGAGAACCAACGCUGCUCCAGUGGCCGUCAAAGGCGCUUACUGGCCGUCGUGGUUCGCUGACACCCUCCCUCCUUCGGCCAUCGAAACCUCCCUCUUCACUCACAUCUACUUCGCCUUCCUCUCCCCGAGCAAUGAAACUUACAAGUUCGAAGUUUCGGGUUCGACUGCUGCUCUGCUCUCGAACUUCACCAUGUCCCUUAGCCUGAAAAGACCGCGGGUGAAAACUCUAAUCUCAAUCGGUGGGGGAGGCGAUGGCCCAGACUUGUACUCUCGGAUGGCAUCGUCCAGCUCAACCCGGAAGGCCUUCAUUGACUCGUCGAUAGCACUCGCGAGAAAGUUCGGGUUUGACGGGCUCGACCUCGACUGGGAGUUCCCUCAAAACCCUGGGCAGAUGGAAGACUUUGGGCUAUUGCUGAAGGAGUGGCGAGCCGCCGUAAACCAUGAGGCCCGGGCAGCGAGACGCCCUCCUCUCCUCCUCACGGCCGCUGUGUACUUCGCGGCGGACUUUUUCCUUGACGAGGUCCAUCGGGCCUACCCUGCACGCCAGAUCUCGGAAAAUCUGGACUGGAUCAAUGCGAUGUGCUAUGACUAUCACGGGUCAUGGGACACCUCCGCUACCGGGGCCCAGGCAGCCUUCUUCGAUCCGAACAGCAACAUAAGCUCGAGCUACGGCCUUGGCUCUUGGAUUCGUGCUGGUGUGCCCCGCAAGAAGAUCAUCAUGGGGCUUCCUCUAUACGGCCGGACGUGGGAGCUGAAGGACCCAAACAUUAACGGGAUUGGCGCAGCAGCAGUUGGGCUGGGUCCUGGGGAUGAAGGGGUCUUGCUAUAUCAUCAAGUGGUGGCAUUCAAUAAGCAAAAUGGAGCCGAAGUGGUCUAUGACAAGACCACGGUCUCGACCUAUUCUUAUUUGGGCAAAUCAUGGAUCGGAUACGAUGAUGUAACAUCUACUACGGCUAAGAUCAAGCUUGCACAAUCCCUCAGGCUUGGUGGUUAUUUCUUCUGGGCGCUCAGUUACGAUAAUAACUGGACAAUUUCGACGCAAGCCUCCAAAGCUUGGCCUUAUGGCCGUUGAUGUUGGUGCUUUGACCAAUCCUCCUGGCUAUGGCUUCAUCUCAUAUGGAAGUGGAGCUCAACUUUACUUUGCGUGUAAUGUGUAAUGAUAUGAUUGAACAUUAAGAGAUUCAUUUGGGAAAAUUUAAUAUUGUACUGUACGCCUGUGGGAAUAAUAAUAUUUAACUCUUUUUUUCAUAUA